Messenger RNA from Medioppia subpectinata, 998 nucleotides. Lineage: Eukaryota; Metazoa; Arthropoda; Arachnida; Sarcoptiformes; Oppiidae. The record is from the annotation of a GenBank genome assembly.
UGAUCUACGAGUACCUGAGACAGCGGCGCCACCCGUCGGCCUCCAGCUAUCACCCGAUGGAUCCGCAACAGACGGGUGCGCAAGUGAUUGGCGCCACCGGUGGUGGCCUUUGCUCUGGAUCUGCCGCCGGAUCAGCUGUUGGCGGCGCCGGCGGUGGUCAGCAUAUGGUGAGCGCCGGCUCCAGACAUAUCAUCGCGUUUGAGUCCAUACAGAUUAACAAAGAGUUGGGUGUCGGCGAGUUUGGUGUCGUUCAACAGGUGGCCAACUGUUUGGUGGGAACCAAUCGCGAGUGUCUGUGUCUGUUGUUAAUACAUACCAUCCGUACGAGUGAUGACAGACACACACCGUUGCCAUCGCUGGUGUGUCUGUCACACAGCUGUGCAAAACAGCUGAUGGAUCACCCGAUCCGUGACCGCAUCGAGUCACCGGUGCCGCCGCCCGCCGGCGCCAAAGAGCACUUGCCGUAUAAGUCGGGCGACAUUAUCACCGUUUUGGACAAAUGCGGACAACAAUCGGCUGUGAAUAACAACAAUAUCACUAAUAAUAACCACUCGUCGUCGUUGAGUAUGUGUUCAAACGCCACGAGUGUCUCGUCUAUGGCCGGCGGCGGUCACGAUAACGCCGGGACUCUUUGGAAAGGCGCCCUAAACAACGGCAAAACCGGUUACUUCAACCCCAGCGACUGUGUCUCCUAUUUGGGCCAAAACCUGCCCACGUCUUCGUCCCAAUCGCUGUCCACAUCGACGUCCGGCGGUAUCGGCGGCGCCGGCGGUCGGGAGUCAUCGUCAGCCACCUCUACACUGGCGUCACACGUACUGCAGUCUAAGUUUAUACGCGGUUUUCUCGACUCGCGUCACAACAGCGGCGGCAGUCACUCAUCAACCGGUGGCCAAUCGGCUGCUGCGGCCGCCGCUGGCAACCAAUCGCCGUACGGUUCCCGACGCCGGAUACGGCCCGACAUGAUUAGCCGACCGCAGGGCGAUCUCGUCCACACCGGU